This is a messenger RNA of Misgurnus anguillicaudatus (oriental weatherfish), 3059 nucleotides long. RefSeq names its product NACHT, LRR and PYD domains-containing protein 3. NCBI's taxonomy places the organism in Eukaryota, Metazoa, Chordata, Actinopteri, Cypriniformes, Cobitidae. The record is from RefSeq and is a predicted model, not a curated record. Gene Ontology annotation, molecular function: protein binding.
UGGGAUGCUCAGAGAAGCGAAUAGAAGAACAAGGCUCAGUCGCAAACGACAGUAAAGUUGAUCUUCAUGAUGAUUACACGGAGGCCAGCCGCGAACUGAAAACCAGAUUAAAAAAGGACUGUGAGCGGAUACUGAUUGGGAAUUCAACGAUGGGUCAUAAGGAAUACCUGAAUGAUAUUUACACUGAUCUAUAUGUGGUGCAAAAUGAGACUGGAGGAAGAGUGAAUGACCAUGAGGUGAGACAGAUCGAACUGAAUCUCAAACACGGUGAUGACACACAGAUCCAGUGCAAUAAAAUGUUUGAAGACCAUAUGGGUCGAAGAAACAGAAAGGUGCUUACGAUGGGUAUCGCAGGGGUGGGAAAAACCGUCUCCAUUAAUAAAUUCGUCCUUGACUGGGCAGAAGGAAAGGACAAUCAGGAUAUAUCCUUAAUUUUUCCUCUGCCGUUCCGUCAGCUAAAUCUGAUCGCUAACCAAAACUUGAGUCUCAUGGAUUUGCUUGACAAAUUCUUCUUCAGCAUGCCCUCUCUUCCUAAAGGUGAUGGUAAGGUCAUGUUCAUCUUUGAUGGGUUGGAUGAAUGUCGCUUUUCUUUGAACUUUAAAGAAAAUGACAAAAUUAAAGAUAUUCACCAAAAAACAACAGUAAGUUCGAUAAUUACGAGCCUGUUCGAGCAACACCUGGUUCCCUCUGCUCUCAUCUGGAUCACAUCCAGACCAGCAGCAGCCAGUCUAAUACCCCGUGAUUACAUUGAUCAGGUGACAGAGGUGCGAGGAUUCAAUGAUGUGCAAAAAGAGAAAUACUUUAAAAAAAACAGCAAUCCUGAGGUUGCUAAAAUCAUCUUUCAUCACAUCAGGAAAAUCAGGAGCUUGUACAUCAUGUGCCACAUCCCCGUCUUCUGCUGGAUCUCUCUCGUUGUUCUUCAGCCUCUACUGGCUAAAAACGGCAAUGAAAAAAUGCCCACAACUCUCACGGGGAUGUACCUAAACUUCUUACUUUCUCAAAUGCACCAGAUGCAAAAAAAAUACAGAGAUGAGACCGAAACCAAAUCAGAUUUUGAUCAGAUUGUUCUGAAGCUCGGGGAACUGGCGUUUAAACAGCUAGAGAAAGGACAUCUGAUUUUCUACGAAGAAGAUCUUAAGGAGUGCGGAUUAGAUGUCAAGGAUGGGUCUGUGUUUUCUGGCUUAUGCACUCAGAUUUUUCAGAAGGCUAAUUCGGAAAAAAAUGUUUAUAGCUUCGUACAUCUCAGCAUCCAGGAGUUCCUUGCUGGUCUGUAUGUGUAUUUGAUUUACAAAGAUAAGAAAGCAAACCCAUUACUUCAAUCUUGGAAAGAUAAAGUGGCGUGGACGUUUUCCAAAAAGCCACUGUUUCACCUUCAUAAGGCUGCGAUCGACAAGGCCUUACAAAGUGAGAACGGACACCUUGACCUUUUCCUUCGGUUCCUCUUGGGGCUUUCGCUCGAGUCCAAUCAGAGUGACUUAAAGGAACUGCUGCCAAAACUAAAGCUGAACACGGAGAACGUCAAAGUGACCGCUGAAUAUAUCAGAAUGAAAAUAGAGAUGGAGAACUCGGUAGAGAGGACCAUCAAUCUCUUCUACUGUUUGAGUGAACUGAAAGAUGACUUCAUAGAGGAAAUCCAGAAGAAUUUCGGAUCAGGAAAUCUUUCAGUAGAUAAUCUGUCCUCUGCUCAGUGGUCAUCUCUUGUGUUUGUGCUCCUGAUAUCGGAAGAAACCCAAGAAAUCUUUGAGCUGCAGAAAUACAGAAGAUCUGAUGAAGCAUUGAUGAGACUGCUGCCAGUGAUCAAAAACACCAAAAGAGCGAUGCUAAACAGCUGUAAUCUCACUAGUCAGUCUUGUAAAAGUUUGUCUUCAUCUCUGCAAUCAUUCAAUUCUUCUCUGAGAGAGCUGGACCUGAGUUGUAAUGAACUGCAGGAUUCUGGUGUGAAACUUCUCUCGGAUGGACUGAAGAAUCCAAACUGUCAGCUAGAGAUACUGAGACUGUCCAUCUGUAGUCUCACCGAUCAGUGCUGUGAUAGUUUGUCAUCGGCUCUUCAGUCAUCCGUCCUCGGAGAGCUGGACCUGAGUAACAAUGACCUGCAGGAUUCUGGAGUGAAACUUCUCUCGGAUGGACUGAAGAGUUUACACUGUCACCUAAAAAUACUGAGAUUGUCUGGCUGUAUGGUGACAGAGGAAGGUUGUGGUUAUGUCUCUUCAGCUCUAAGUUCAAACCCUUCACACCUGAAAGAGCUCGAUCUGAGCUACAAUCAUCCAGGUGAUAUAGGAGUCAAGCUGUUGUCUGAACAUCCAAACUGCAAACUGGACAAACUCAAUGUGGAUCAUGGAGGAGAGUUCAGGAUUACAGCAGGACUACACAAAUAUGCCUGCGAUCUUACACUGGAUCCAAAUACAGCAAAUACUCGCCUUGUUCUUAAGAAUAACAGAAAGGUGACGUGUGAGCAUCAGGAUCAGCCAUAUCCAGAUCAUCCAGAGAGAUUUGAUACGGCCCCUCAGGUUCUGAGUAGAGAGAGUCUGUCUGGACGCUGUUACUGGGAGGCUGAAUUGAGUGGAGAUGCCGCUAUAUCAGUGACGUAUAAAGGAAUCAACAGGAAAGGAGGAAGAUAUGACUCUGUGCUCGGAUUCAAUACAAAAUCCUGGAGUCUAAACUGCUCUAAUUACAGCUUCACCGUCCAUCAUAAUGAUAAUAUCACUCACCUAAGUGUCCCUUCACUUCUCUCUAAUAGGAUAGGAGUGUAUGUGGAUGUUUCGGCUGGCACGCUUUGCUUCUACAGCAUCUCUGAUAUAGACAAACUCACACACUUGCACACAUUUAACACCACAUUCACGGAGCCUCUCUAUGCCGGAUUUGUGUUGGUGUUUGGCUCUUCAGUGUCUCUGUGUCAGAAGCAACAGAAACAUCACACAGACGCCUGAUUAAAAGAAAUACUCUCACUUUAUAUAUUCUUCUUUAUAUACAAGUAUGAUGUUUGCAAUAUGGAUGAACUGAAGAAAAGUUAUAUUUAUUGCCAUGAGAUUCCCUGUAGAUUUUUUUUUUAAAUAAACCAU